CAUACUCAUUUUAUGAAAUUAUAUCCGUGGUAUAUUCUAAAAGUAUCUUCUAUGUAUACAUAUUUGGUAUUUGCGUAAAAGAUUAUCCAGCUAAUUAUUUAUUUUAUGCCAAGCUAAAUAUACUAAACAUCUUUAUAUUGUUUUGUCUGAAGAUCUACGUAUUCAUUAAGCUGCAAUAUCAUUCAGCCAAAAAAAUGUACAACGGCUUAGUAGGGUUUGCAUGUAACUUUAUUGCAAUGUUAACAUGUAGUUGUACAGGCAGAAUGAACUAAGUGCGCUUAAUACUAGCUUCGCACCGUAGCUAACUUCACUCAGUUGCGACUCACGCGCCGAUGUAACGUUUGAUGCUCUGAUAAUUGUUGUGAAUAAUUUGUUUAGAAUCCUAAGUUAAUGACACUGUGUAAUAAAAAUGAGUGCCAGGAGUAGAAGACUCGUUAGAAUGGCCACGAAAGACAAGGAUGGAAACCAUAAACACGAGCAGGAGUACGAACAACGCCAGGCUUCAGAUCUCGACGAGUCACAAGAACGUAUAGCUGAUCAGAUGCAGCAGAUAUUUAAUGAUAAUAUUUUUCUCGAUGAUAGCACGCCAGAGUCGGAGCAAGAGCUACCACGGACUAAAAUAACAUUGCCUGCAAGGCGAAUCUCGGAAACGACAUCAGAGUCAGAGUCGUCAUUAUUCGGCGGCGACUUUUCUGAUAACGAUCCUACGUACCAUCCAGACGAAGAGGACCAGCAGCGGUCUCCUGGCAACCACAGCGAUGAUGAUGGUGGUUUAAUUACGUUGCAGGACUUAUUAGGCCCCAAUGCUAAGGAAAACAUUGAAUCUUUUACUAUAUCACCAGAGCCAGACACCAUUCACCAAUAUGAAGAGAUAAAUAAUGACACAGUCUCUGACAUUGCUACUCUAAUAUUAUCAGAUGUGUUAGAGUUGGUUUGGGCAGAAGUGAAAACAUUAAGCCGUUGGCGAACUGCCGAUCCGAGCAAUUGGAAAAAAAAUGUCGCAAAAAAGAGACGUGCGGAAGGGUUGUCGUAUACAACUAAUAACCAAAUAAGAGCCCCCAAAGUCCCUAAGACAGUUGAUUGUACAAAAUGCUUAUUCAAAUGUACAGAUACAUUCACCGAACAAGACCGAGCGAAAAUUUGUAGAACCUACUGGCAUUUGGACUUUGUAAGCAAAAAAAACUUUAUACUGGCUCGUAUUACAGUCCAGCCACCAAAGAAAAUCCUGGUAGAGAGAAAACGACCAGCUAGACCUUACACUACAAAGUGUUAUUUUGAUUUAGGCACAGAGAAGCGACAAGUUUGUCAGAAAUUCUUUUGCUCUGCUUUAGGCAUCUCACGUGCAACACUCAGUGACGCUGUUAAAAACCGAGAUGAACUUGGAUUUUACUCCGGUGCUGAUGGACGAGGACAUCAUGUUCCGCCAAAUAAAACUCCCCCAGAAAAGGUGCAAGAAGUACUUGACCACAUUUCUUCCUUUCCUACAAUGGAGGGACAUUAUAUUCGUAAAAAAUCUAAACGUAAAUAUUUGGAAAGCACACUUUCAGUGAAUAAAAUGCAUGAACUUUAUUUGCUAGAGUAUGAAAACAACAAUCCUGUGUCUGCAAUAACUUAUCGCAGAAUUUUCUCGACUCAGUUCAACUUGAGUUUCUUUGUCCCAAAAAAAGACCAGUGUCAGGCAUGUAACAAGUACACCUCAGCACAAGAUAAAGAUAAAGCUGAUCUGGAAACGACCUAUAGCGAGCACAUACAAAGAAAAGUUGCAUGCGAGGCUGAAAAAGAAAGAGACAAACAAAGAGCAGGGACCGAUCCAACCUUUUUAUCUGUGUCUUUUGAUUUGCAAGCUAUAUUACAAAUACCAUGUUCAAAAGUUGGCUUGCUUUAUUACGUGCGUAAACUGACCGUAUACAAUUUGACCGUGUAUGAGAGUGCCUUACCCAACAAUGCCUUUUGCUUUUCCUGGUCCGAAGUACAUGGCAAAAAGGGAAGCGCGGAGAUUGGUACAAUUUUAUACCAUUACUUGUCAAAUUGUAUCUCCACGAACGUAACAAGUGUGUCUUUGUUCUCCGACACCUGCGGUGGUCAAAAUCGUAACCAAAACGUUGCGGCUAUAUUACUUUGGGCUGUUAACGAAAUCGAUCAUCUUCAAGUCAUUGAACAGAAAUUUCUUGAGUCGGGGCAUUCUUACAUGGAAGCCGAUUCAAUGCACAGCAGUAUUGAAAGUUCUAAGAAAAACAAGGACGUAUUCUCUAUGACAGAUUGGAAAAACAUUUUUAAGAAUGCUAGAUCGAAAGGAGUGUACAAUGUUGGCAAAAAAAAGGUAAAAAAAGAUCCCUAUAAUGUUAAAGAAUUUAAAUACAACGAGUUUUACGACCUAAAACGUCUAGCUGAAGCUAUAUUGAAAAAUAAAAGCAAGGACUGCAAUGGGAAUAAAGUCCUCUGGCUAAAGAUCAAAAAAAUGAAAUACGUCAAAGGCGACUCAAAAAUAUACUUCAACUACGACUCAUCUGAAGAUUAUUUGAACUUUGAUACCAAGGCGACGGCGACCCCCCAAUCUGGCUCUCGGUACAGGACAAGGAACCAAAACAAGUCGAAUCCUGGCUCUGUGGAACCACCUCCGACUCCUGAAGCAUUUCUUAGUCACGGUUUAAAAAAAAUGUACGAUAAACCCUUGACGAUCUCUGCAGCAAAGAAAAAGGAUUUACUCAGUCUUUGCGAUAAAGGCGUCAUUCCUGAAGAGUAUCAUGGUUGGUUUCGCUCGCUUAACUGUGACAAUGAUGUUAUUGACCGAGUUCCGGAUGUUGCAGCAUCAGAAUCCAGCAGUGAUGAAGACGAUUGUUAA
Molecule: messenger RNA, 2842 nt
Organism: Cydia splendana
Lineage: Eukaryota; Metazoa; Arthropoda; Insecta; Lepidoptera; Tortricidae
Exons: 2
Coding region: 410-2842 (810 amino acids)
Source: RefSeq, a predicted model, not a curated record